CCCUGAAACUAAGAAUUAUAGACUUAAUAGUGAAUUUUAUUAAAAUUCAGGAUCCUAGAAUAAUUUUCCUUUCAUUUUUUUCAAUUCAAUUCGCUUAGUCCAAACAAAGGAUUAAGGAGUGAACUUUAACAGGUGACUUUGCUCCACAGGGAGAAUCAGACCGUACUGCUGAAGUAAGACCAGAGAGCAAAGAAAUGGAGGAUUCCACACGGACCGCACCUCUCAAUCUCCCGAAAACCAAACCAAUUCGCUGCAUCGUUAAACUUGGUGGUGCUGCAAUUACUUGUAAGAAUGAGCUAGAGAAGGUAAAUGAAGAAAAUCUUGAGAUAGUAUCCUCACAGCUUAGGCAAGCUAUGAUUACUGGAUCCGGCUCCCAAAAGGUUAUUGGGAUGGAUUGGAGCAAGAGACCUGGAAAAUCUGAAAUUUCCUGUGAAAUGGAUAAUUUUGAAGAUCAAACUUUAAUGGAUUCUAGCAGUUUUGUUGUUGUUCAUGGAGCAGGUUCUUUUGGCCAUUUUCAGGCUAGUAAAUCAGGCGUUCAUAAGGGAGGAUUGCACAAACUGCUUGUCAGGGCUGGUUUUGUUGCUACACGCAUUUCUGUGACUACUCUCAAUCUUGAAAUUGUUCGAGUACUAGCUAGAGAGGGUAUUCCUUCCAUCGGAAUGUCUCCAUUUUCAUGUGGAUGGUCAACCUCAGAAAGAAAUUUAAAAUCAGCAGAUUUGUCAAUGGUGGCUAAGGCAAUUGACUCUGGAUUUGUACCUGUUCUACAUGGAGAUGCUGUACUUGAUGUAUUACAGGGAUGCACCAUAUUGAGUGGUGACGUCAUUAUACGCCAUCUUGCGGCCUACUUGAAACCUGAAUAUGUUGUUUUUCUUACAGAUGUUUUGGGCGUGUAUGAUCGUCCACCUUCAGAACCUAAUGCGGUGCUCUUGAGAGAGAUCGCUGUGAAUGAGGAUGGGAGCUGGUAUGUUGUGAAGCCGGCACGUCAAGACAUGAAUAAGCAAGUUGAAAUAACUGUAGCAGCCCAUGAUACUACUGGGGGGAUGGAGACCAAGAUAUCAGAAGCUGCAAUGAUAGCGAAACUCGGCAUUGAUGUCUACAUAGUGAAGGCAGCAACGAGCCACUCGUUGAGGGCGUUGUCUGGAGAAGUGAGAAGCUCGAUUCCUGAUGAUUGGCUUGGGACAGUAAUCAGAUUUGUAGAUAAAAGGAAUUGCUAGUACUUGAUGAAUAUUGGAGACUUUGCAUGAAAUGGCCUGUCAAACACUUUCUGAUCUGAGAAAUUCUCUUGGUAAUGAAUCAUUAGCUGAGUUUAUCAACCUUGCAAUUCAGUUGAGUGUCUCUCAGUUUCAUCAUUAACUGUGACCUCUCAUUGUAUUACAGAAUGCCAUUAAGUGUUGCCUGAAUGUAUCUCUGCAAAAAUUAAUUCACAACAUCUUCUGGUUACAGUACAUGAAUUUGACCCAUCACUCUUUUGAUUAGCAAUUCAAUUUUCAAUUUCAUUC
Molecule: messenger RNA, 1499 nt
Organism: Manihot esculenta (cassava)
Lineage: Eukaryota; Viridiplantae; Streptophyta; Magnoliopsida; Malpighiales; Euphorbiaceae
Product: isopentenyl phosphate kinase
Exons: 12
Coding region: 195-1214 (339 amino acids)
Cellular component (GO): cytosol
Molecular function (GO): kinase activity
Source: RefSeq, a predicted model, not a curated record